AUGAGCGUCGUCGCGACGCCGACGGCCGAGGUGCGCCCUGCCCCCCGUCCCCCCGCCGGCCGCGGCCCACCCCGCGCCGCGCAGGUCACGCCGGCGCCGACGCCGCGGUCGAGCUCGAGCGGCCUCUUCGAGGUCGUGACGCUCCCCGACGGCACGCGGCUGCUCAUCGACGCGCGGAAGCUCGAGAAGCCGGGCACCGUCGACGAGUCGGAGCCGACGGUCCCCGCGGCGCCCGUGCGCCUCGACGACGGGGGCGGCAAGCACACGAAGCGCUACGCGCCGCGGCCCUACAAGGCCGCGCCGCCGCGGCGCCGGUCCGACCCGAGCCACUCGCCGAGCUGGAACCUGAUCCUGCCGACGAGCUCGGCGCCCGCGGCGACGACGCCCGCGCCGCCGCCGGGGCCCGACCCCGCGGCCGCGGCGCGCCAGGCGGCCCUGCGGUCGACGCUCGAGGAGGCGACGGCGCGCGAGGCCGCGCUGCGGGCCAAGCUCGAGGAGGCGACGGCGCGCGAGGCGGCCCUGCGCCACAAGCUCGAGCGCGCGGAGCGCGACGCCCAGGCGCGCGCGGCCCGCGCGCGCGACGCGCGCGACGCCGCCGCCGCCGCCGCCGCAAAGCCCGCGCCGGCCGCGCCCCCGGGCCCGACCAUCGACCUCGGCGCGCUGGCGCCGAAGCGCGUCGCUGAGAGCGACAAGGUGCCCCUGACGCCCCUGGCCAACGCGAAGAAGUUCCAGGCGCUCAAGUGGGGCAACACGUCGAGCGCGGGCGACGAGCUCGCGGACGCGCGGACGACGCACACGGCCGAGGACGCGACGCCGCCGCCGUCCAAGGCGCGCCGCAAGUCCUGGGUCGCCGGCGACGCCUUCAACACCAAGAGCCUCGACAAGGACGGCGACGACGCGUCGCCCGCGGCCGAGCCCCCCGACGCGGGGCCGAUCAAGCUCGCGGAGCCCGCGAAGCCCAAGCCCAAGGCGGAGAAGGCCGUCGAGGAGCAGGCGGUUCCGAAGAAGGCGGCGGAGAAGGCCGUCGAGGCGGAGCCCGCGCCCGCGCCCGCGAAGAAGCCCGAGCCCGCCGCGCCGCCGCCGCCGCCGGCCGAGGAGCUCAAGUCGCCCGCCGCGCCGCCGCCGCCGCCGGCCGAGGAGGAGCUCAAGUCGCCGAGCCUCUUCGCCGUCGAGCGCCCCAUCGCGACGCCCGCGAAGCCGGCGCCGAAGGCGUCGCCGUCGCCGACGCUGCGCAUCGACGUCGGCGACGACGCGCCGGCCGCGCCGACGAGCUCCUUCUCCCACUCGCCGGCGUCGACGCUCGCGUCGCCGCUGUCGCCGUCGACGCCGUCGCGCAUGCUCUGGGGCGACAGCGACAGCGACGAGAACGAGGAGGACGCCGCGCGCGAGGCGGCCGCGAAAGACGCGGCCGAGGGCUUCGAAGUCGUCGGCGCGAAGAAGAAGAAGGACAAGCUCCCCCAGGACCUCUGGGGCAAGGCGUCGCGGUCGAAGAAGGCCGCGCCGUCGCCCCGCAACGCCAACGACAAGGCGUCGCCCCCGAGCGCCAAGGCCAAGGGCGCCAAGGGCGGCUUCGGCUUUGGCGCGCGCGGCGCGCCGUCGCCGCGGUCGCCGCCGCGGUCGCCGCCGCCGUCGUCGCCGACGUCGCCGACGGCGCGCAAGUCCCUCGCCGCGCCGCCGACGAACGCCUGGGGCCAGGGCAACAAGCCCAAGCUCGUCGCGGAGGAGGAGCCCGCGAGCCCGCGGCCGCGGAGCGGCUCCGUGGACCAGGCGCCGCCGCCCGAGGAGCCGUUGAGCCCCAUGCUCGUGCUGCGCAGCAAGCCCGCGCCCGCCGUCGUCCUCGACGCCAGCGAGUACCCCGCCCCCGGCGAGAAGGUCGCGCCGAAGCCCGCGGCGCCGCCGCCCGCGCCCGCGGCGCCGCCGCCGCAGCCCAAGCCCGCCGAGAAGCCCCGGCGCGAGGCCCCGGCCAAGGCCGCCCGGCCGCCGCCGGCGCCCGCGCCGGCCUGGCCCCGCGGCAUGCGCCUCGAGCCCGCGCCCGCGCCCGCGCCGAAGCCCGAGAAGGCCAAGCCCGCGCCAAAGGAGGCCAAGCCCGCGCCCAAGGAGGCCAAGCCCGCGCCAGAGAAGGCGCCGCCCACGGAGAAGGCGCCGCCGCCGCCGGCCGAGGAGGCGCCCUCGAAGGCGCCCUCGAAGGCGCCCCCGAAGGCGCCCCCGAAGGCGCCCCCGAAGGUGCCCGAGGCGCCGCCGGCGCCCGGGGCCGACGAGCCCUCCGGCGCCGGCUGGACCGCGGCCGCGGCGAAGCCCAAGAAGGAGGCGCGCAAGGCCAAGGGCGCCGAGAAGCCCAAGAAGGUCGAGCCGAAGAAGAGCGAGGCCAAGGCGCCCGCGCCGGCGCCCAAGGCGCCCGCGCCGCGGCGCGCGGGCAACUCGUGGAGCGCGAAGCCGCGCCUCGAGCAGGACGAGGCCGCGAAGCUCUCGGAGGAGAAGCGCGCGCUGCUCGCGGAGAAGGCGGCCCUCGCGGAGGCGAAGCGCGAGUUCGAGGAGCAGAAGAAGGCCCUCGAGGCGGCCAAGCUCGCGCUCGCGGCCGCCGCCGCGGCGGCGGCGCCGCCGCCGCCGCCCAAGGCCGACGCGCCGGCGCCCGCCGCCAAGGCCGAGAAGAAGCCGAAGAAGGCCGACGCGGCGCCGCCCAAGGCGGACAGAAAACCCAAGAAGGCCGACGCGCCGCCGCCGCCCAAGGCGAGCGCGUGGGCCCAGGGCAAGCCGAAGGCGCUCGAGGAGCCCGCCAAGGCGCCGAAGCCCGACAAGGCCAAGCCCGCGCCCAAGGCGCCGCCGAAGCCCAAGGAGGUCAAGGCAAAGCCCGCGGAGGCGAAGGUGGAGGCGAAGCCGCCCGCGGCGAAACCCGCGGAGGCGAAGCCGCCCGCGCCAAAGGAGAAGAAAGCGGAGACGCCCGCGGACGACGGCUGGACGACGGCCCCCAAGUCGAAGAAGGCCAAGGGCAAGGCCAAGGCGGCACCGGAGCCGGCGCCCGUGGCCGAGCCGGAGCCUCAGCCGGAGGCUCAGCCGGUGGCCGCGGAGGAGGCGAAGGCCGAGGCGCCGCCGGAGCCAAAGGCGGAGGUCGAGGCUCCCGCGCCCGCCGCCGUCAAGGCGCCGAAGCCGAAGCCGAAGCAGAAGCCCGCGAAGGAGGCCGAGGCGCCCGCGCCAGAGAAGAAGGCCGACGCGCCAAGGUCCGAGAAGAAGACGAAGGCAAAGAAGGCGCCCAAGGCGCCCGAGGCGCCCGCCGUCGCGGCGCCCGAGGCGCUCGCGCCCGCGCCCGCGGCGCCGGAGCCCAAGGCGUCGGAGCCCAAGGCGCCUCUGGCCGCUCCCGCUCCCGCGCCGGAGCCCGCGGAGCCCGCCUCGCCGGUCACGACGAGCGCCUGGGGCAAGGGCAGGCCGUUGAAGAUCAUGGCGGAGCCGGAGCCCGCGCCGAAGCCCAAGCCGCAGAAGAAGGCGGCGGUCAAGGCCGCGCCCGCCAAGGCCGCGCCCGCGCCCGCGGCGCCCAAGGCCGCGCCCGCGCCCGCCCCCGUGGCGCCCAAGGCCGCGCCCGCGCCCAUCAAGGCCGCGCCCCCCGCCGCCAAGGCCGCGCCCGCGCCCGUCAAGGCCGCGCCCCCCGCCGUCAAGGCCGCGCCCGCGCCCGCGGUGCCUUCGCCCGCGCCCGCGGCGCCCAAGGCCGCGCCCACGCCAAAGGCCGUCAAGGCCGCGCCCGCGCCAAAGGUCGCCAAGGCCGCGGCCGCGCCAAAGGUCAAGGCGAGCCCGCCCAGGGAGGACGCGCCGAAGAAGGCGGCCGUCGAGGCGAAGGUGGCCGCGGCGCCGGCGCCGCCGACGGCGAUUCCGAAGAACUUCGACUUCGACGCGCCCCUCAUGUUCAUGCUGAGCCCCGCGCGGCCCGCGGCGAAGGAGCCGGAGCCCGCGCCGGUGAAGGCGACGCCCCCCGCGCCGCCGCCGACGCCCGCGGCGGCGCCGCCGCCCGCGCCCGCGCCGACGCCCGCGCCCGCGCCCGCCAAGGCCGCCAAGUCGUCGAAGAAGAAGGUGACGAAGAAGGACAAGGCCGCCGCCAAGGCCGCCGCGGCCGAGGCGUCGACGCCCGUCGCGCCGCCCGCGGAGCCGGCGAGCGCCGGCGUCGAAGAGUCGAAGGAGAGCGCCCCGGCGAGCGCCGCCCCCGCCCCGGCCCCGACGCCGGCCAGGGCCGCGCCCGCGCCCGCGCCAAAGCCCGCGCCGGCGCCGAAGCCCGCGCCCGCGGCGAAAACGACCCCGGCGAAGGCGGCCAAGGCCGCGAAGCCCGCGCCGGCGGCGAAGCCCGCGCCGGCCAGGGCCGCGACGCCCGACGCGCCCGCCAAGGGCGGCGCGUCGUGGAAGCCGACACCCGUGCGCGCGGCCGAGGCCGACGCGGCCGCCGACGGCUGGAACACGAGCAAGUCGGCCAAGGAGCUCAAGGCGGAGAAGCGCGCGAAGAAGCGGGAGCAGGAGGCGGCGCUCAAGUCGCCGAGCCUCUUCGCCGUCGAGCGCCCCGUCGCGACGCCCGUCGCCGAGGCCCCGGACUUCGACGCGCCGCUCCUCCCCGCGCGCGCGCGCGCGGCGCCGCGCGGCGACUUCGACGCGCCGCUCCUCGCGAGCCUCGUCGCGCAGCCGGCGGCCCCGGCGGCCAAGCCGGCGCCGAAGAAGGCGCCGAAGCCCGCCGCGGCGCCCGCGCCCGCGCCCGCGCCCGAGGACGGCUGGGAGGCGGUCAGGAAGGCGCCGACGCGCAAGGAGCGCAAGGCCAAGGGCGCCAGGGCCGCGGCGCCCCCGCCGCCCCAGGCGGCGUCGAGCGAGGCCCACUCGUAUAGCGCGGACACCCGCGACUCGGCGCCCGUCUCGUCGCUCCCGCCCCCCAUCGAAACCGCAUCGACCCGGUCGCUCCCUUCCUCGACAUCGACCCCGAAGAGCGGCGCGGAACCCGCGACGCCGACGACGCCCAAGCUCAAGGCCAAGGCGCGCACGGUCGACGACGUCCACCAUCCGCCGCCGCCGGCCUCGCCACAGAGCGCGAAGAGCGCCUGGCCGAUGAUGCGCGACGCGUCCAAGUUCCUCUUCUCAAGUUGAGCCCGCCCGACCGCCACCGCCGGGAUGAUUAUAUCCGAUAACACGGCGUCUAGUUUUUUAUGUCCGUGGGGACCCACUUCCAGGCCCGCA
Messenger RNA from Aureococcus anophagefferens, 5196 nucleotides. RefSeq lists its product as hypothetical. The transcript has a single exon. The record is from RefSeq and is a predicted model, not a curated record. NCBI's taxonomy places the organism in Eukaryota, Pelagophyceae, Pelagomonadales, Pelagomonadaceae. Bases 1 to 5106 code for a protein of 1701 amino acids.